Molecule: messenger RNA, 1002 nt
Organism: Didymodactylos carnosus
Lineage: Eukaryota; Metazoa; Rotifera; Eurotatoria; Philodinida; Philodinidae
Source: the annotation of a GenBank genome assembly
AUGUCAGAUAAGGAUGUUUUUGAACAUCACACUCAUUCAAUUCAUAAAUGCGUCGAGACACUUCGUUUAGAAGGAGAAUUCAUAUAUGAAAAACUAUCAAAAAUAUUUAAAAUGUGGAACGAAAAAUUGUUAUGUGAUGGUGAAAUGGUUGGAAUUUAUAUUUUGUGCUAUAUUCAAUAUCGGAAACCGGAUACGUGGUUACAAACAAAGCGAACACAAACACUUUGUACAAUGGAAGAUGAUUCUAAUUUUAUAUCACUCUAUGAUAUUUCAUGUUUACAAUUUAAUGAUAAAACUCGUCGACGCUUACCUCUUCGUCCCACUAUUUAUUCUCUGUUUGGUAAUUAUGUUUUACAAACAAUUCCUCUACCGGUUUCUCGCUCAAUUGUUAGAUGGUUAGAGCCCGAGCAACACUGGAAACUCACACUGAUGACUAUUAUUCCAUCGCCAUUUCAAGUAUUGAGACAACAGUCACAGGGAGAACGAGUAGUAACAAUGAUUGUGGAAAAGGAGACAAUGUCUAAGUUAAUCAUGAAUGAACACGAUGCUUUUAGUUUCAUAUUACAUGAUUUAUGUCAUUCCAAUAAAUUUUAUUUAAAUCAAGAUAAUUUUCAUGGUCAAGUUGGCUUUUAUCGUCUCAUUUUGCAAGCAAUUGAUGCUGAUUUGUUUUCAUCAAAAAUGUUAGAAUCGGACUCACAAUUUUCUCAAGAAUUUGACUAUUGUAUAUCGGAUAUGAAUACAUACUGUGUUCAUCUAUUAAAAUAUCUCAAAGCCUGUCUUCUAUUUCAUUUUUUAAGAAUAAAUGGACAAAGAAUUGAAGAAAAAUUAAAUUCAGAAAGUCAAUACAUGUACGAACAAUUUCUCGAACAAUUGAUGAAACUAUGGAACAUGAAUGAUGAUGAAAAAGAAGCCGUGAGAUGUUUGAAUAGUGAUGAAUUUCGAGCUAAAGAACAUUGUACAAUUUUACAAAAUUAUUUUGAGACACAUGGACUUUUAAAAUAA